Messenger RNA from Gambusia affinis (western mosquitofish), 7318 nucleotides. RefSeq names its product bcl9 like (gene bcl9l). Bases 646 to 4860 code for a protein of 1404 amino acids. Gene Ontology annotation, cellular component: beta-catenin-TCF complex. The record is from RefSeq and is a predicted model, not a curated record. Gene Ontology annotation, biological process: positive regulation of transcription by RNA polymerase II; canonical Wnt signaling pathway; negative regulation of transforming growth factor beta receptor signaling pathway. The transcript has 9 exons. Gene Ontology annotation, molecular function: beta-catenin binding; transcription coactivator activity. Lineage: Eukaryota; Metazoa; Chordata; Actinopteri; Cyprinodontiformes; Poeciliidae.
CUCGUCCAUUUUUUUUUUUUUGUAUCCAGUUGGUCGCCGUCCACCAGACAUUUUAAACCUGACAGAAAGAGAGAGAGUGAUAUGAGGAGUGCAGUUUUCGGUGACUGGAUGUCAGCAGAGUGACAUACGGAUGCCCGUGUGGCCACACUGAUUAUUGUUAGCGGCUGGGAGUGAUACGGACUCGUCCUGCCCUUCCACAUCUUGAACAGUGGGAGUCAUGAACCGCUGCAAGGUGACGCGUCCUCUGAUUUCAAGCGAAACUUCAGCGCAGACAUGCCGAUGUUAUUAAUCACCAUCUGCACCUAGCUGUGAACGCCAAGCAGCAGCUCCUUUUUUUUCUUUCUUAUCAAGCGACAGGAUCGGGACCAUCUUUGCGCAGUGAUACCAAGAGCGGCGGCGGCGGCCACUCAGGGGAAUGUGGACCGAACCCGGGGCCGUUGAGUCCCGACAUGAUCGGCCUCUUCUGAUUCCAGACUGUUGCCGAAUGUGGUGUGUGUGUGGUCAGUGAGACGCCCUGCAGAGCAACAUGGCAGCAUGUCAGUUGAGCGUCUAGGCGUCUUUAGUGUGGCCUGUGAGCAAUGUGAGCUCCACUAGGGGCGCUGCAGCUCUCCUCACCAAAGCGUCCACCUCUAUUCGGCCGUUCAGAUGCACACCGACAACAAAGCGGCCAACCAUGGCAAGCAGGUCAGCAGCGACGGCCGCUCCCAAGUCCCAGGCGUGAACCAGCUGCAGCAGCAGGGAGGCGUUCCCGGCAUCCAUGGAGCCAAAACCGGACAGGUUUCCCUCGGCAACCCGGGCCAGAAGGCGGCGGCGGGGCAAUCGGUGAGCGGAAGGAUGCUGAAAACCAAACCCAAGCGGGAGCGGAGCGUGUCCAUCGACUCUGGCGAAUCCAGGAGCGGCGCUCCGGCUCCUGCGCUGGAACCAGAUGCCAAAGCAGAGGGUGUGAUGCGCAGCAAGCGGCGCUGCGUUCUGACCAAGAAGCAGCCUUACAGCGGAGACGAAUGGUGUUCUGGUCCAGACACGGAGGACGAAGACAAGCCGCACUCCGGCUCCCAACGUCCGAUCCCGGGACAUUCGGACCGCCUUCCUGCUGGAAGCCUGGCGGCUGAAUCCGGGGCGGCCGUCAUCGGAUCGGGACCGGCGCUGAAGGCGGAGCUGCCGCAGCCUUCACAGCAGGUGGUCUACGUUUUCACUACCUGCCUGGCCAACAGUGCUGCUGAGGCAGUGAUGAAGGGACAAAGUGAUUCAAUCCUUCGCUUUCACCAGCAAAAUGUUCCAAACUCCAAGUUGGAUCAGGGCUACCAACAAGGGAAGCUCUCUAACCUCCCUGAGAAGGUCAACUCCAGCUGCUCUCCGCUAACCGGAACCCCCAAGUCCCAAAGCGGAACACCGCGGCCAGCCUCCGCCGGAGUCGGAGGUCCGUCGUCGGCCGGACACUCUGACAGCGAGUCUGGUCAGGUCAGACCUGCCGGGGCUCCCAGGAGUAACAACGGCGCCUCCCAAAGGACAGGUGGAGGUCUUAGAGAGUCACUUAGUGGUGCUGAAUCCGGUGCUGCCACCUCUCCGUCUGGAGGCGCCAGCAUCCUGUCCGCUCAUCUGCAGGGUGAUGCGCUGCAGAGAGGCGGCAGCAGGAACAUGGAUUGUCUUUCCAAGGAGCAACUUGAACACAGAGAGCGCUCUUUGCAGACUCUGAGAGACAUAGAGCGGCUGCUUCUGCGCAGUGGAGAACCGGGAGGCCCAAGCUGCGGCGGCGCGAACAACCCAACCAACUUGAAUAAUACAGACAGGAGUGGCGCUGAGGAUGGUGAGAUCGGUACGAACGCCUCUGGGAAUUGUGCUAACGCUAGCAUGUUGCCGAAAAAGUACGAAGAGCCUCUCCAGUCCAUGAUUUCCCAAACGCAAUCUCUUGGUGGGGCAGCGCUCGACAACCCGCGUUUAGACUCCCACCACAACCUCCCGCCGCCAUUGCAUCACCAGAUGCCCUCGCCUGGAGACAACAUGGCGCCCCUGAUGGGGCCGGACGGGCUCACACGGGAGCAGAUGGCGUGGCGGAAGCUUAAGGAGGAGUACUACCAGGAAAAGCGGCGGCAGCAUGAGAUUGAGCACCCUGGACCCCCGCAGCACUUUAGAAUGAUUCCUGAGCCUGGCAUGCAUGGGGCCCCGAUGAUGAUUAGAGGGCCACCUCCUCCCUACCACAAUAAACCUGGAGACCAGCAGUGGGAUUCUGGGAAUUUGAUGAGACGGGGAAUUGGUGGGAAUGGGAAAGUGUUUGAAAUGCACCCGGAGGGGCCGCGGGGCCCUCGGUUCCUGGGUCAGAUCCAGAGAGGGCAGCCAAGUGGAGGGGGUUUCCCCGGAUCCAUAGAGGGUCUAGGACCUCAGAGGCCCAUCCGACCCGGGAUGAUCUGGCUGGAAGACGUUGCAAACAGUGGUGGUGGUGGUGGUGGUCCCUUCCAUGGCUGUUACCCUGGCGGAGCUUCCCAACACUUUCAAGACGAUGCCGAGCUUUUAGCGCGUGAAGAAAUGUUCCGGAUCAUGGAGAAACGGCAGAUGCAGGUGUCCAGGUUUGAGCUAGACCGAUUGGCUAAACAGCAGCAGCAGGGGAACAUGGGUUCAAGAAUAAUGGACGGGUUUGGGGGUGCAGAUUUCCCCAACUUAGUAAUGGUGCGAGGCCCGCCGUCUGGCCGGGUCGAUCCAAUGGAUUUUCCCGGUUCAAGGGAGAUCAUGGGGUCACCUGGAGCGUGUCAUCCAAUGAGAGACUUGGUGGAUUCCCCUUUAGGGAGCAGUAUCCCAAUGGGAAUGAACCCUCAGAUGAACCUUCAGCAGCAGCAGAUGAUGAUGUCACAGAGGCUCAGAGGGGGGCCUUUACCAGACAUGUUUGGACCUGGAGAAAUCAGCGGAAGAGGUGGGAAUAAGGGGAUGAUGCCAGGACCCGACGGGCCCUUCCAGUUCCCCAGUCAAGGUCCCUUCCCUGAAGGACAGGUGGACGGGUCGUUUCUCCAACAACCUGGCCCUGAGAUGUUCGGCACUGACCAGCCUGGACCCAAUCAGCUCGGAGCUACGUCUCGGCUCAGCCAUUUGCCUCAAACCGAAGGCCUUAGAGCAGCGGAUCUCGCUUCCAGAAACGCCCCUGAAAUGUCUGUCAGCGUUAACUCCCUUGCCUCUCCAUCAGUGCCUCCGCCUCACCAACUCAAGUCGCCAUCCCUCAAUCAAGAGCCAUCUCCUCUCUUGCCUUCUCCGUCCGCUCCAGGGCUGAAGUCGCCGCUGUCUAACGCUGGGCACCACCCCGGUUUCCCUCCGGCGUCCGGAACGGGAACUCCCUGUUCUUCUUCCUUGAAGUCUCCACAAUUAAUGGCGUCCUCCAACCUCGGCUUGCACUCUCCAUCGGCUUCUCCAAGGCAGCUCAAGUCUCCGGCUAUGGCUGUUGGUUCUCCCGGCUGGACGUCGCCUAAGGUUGCUCUUCCAAGUCCUGGCGGUCCGACCGGUGGAAAGCCCCUCGGCAAUGGAGGAAACGGCUCUACUGAAGCAGGACAGCCACAUCCUCCAAGAAGUUCCAGCUCAACGCCCCUUAGCCAACCAGCUUCUAUGACUGCCAGUAUGUCCUUCACUUCUUCCCCGGGUGCGACGCCAUCCCAGAAUCCUUUAUCCCUCAUCAUGUCUCAGAUGUCAAAGUACGCCGUCCCCAGUACGACCCCACUCUACCACGAUGCAAUCAAAACAAUUGCCACUUCUGACGACGAGAUGCUGUCUGAUCGACCUCUUCUGUCUGGUGUCACUAUUGGAGGAAACAUGGCGAACGCCCAGAUGUCUCAGAUGCUGAACUGUCAAGGCUCCAUCGGAUCCCAGAACGAGCCUCAGAGCCCGAUGGGUCUGGUCAGCCAAGCCCAGCAGCAUCUGUCCCAUGAUGCCCCUGGGCCUGAACUGGGCAUGCCAGCCAUGAGUUCGGUCAUCAUGGGAGGCGGCGCGCCUGACGGGAUGGGCCCCAGCAGCGCGUCGCCGCUGUCGGCGGGUUUUCCUCGCAUGCAGCCCCCCAUGCACUCUCCGAUCGGAGGAAUGCCGCCGAACUUUCCCCAGCCCAGCGACGACAUCCUGCCGCAUCAGCAGCUUCAGAUGCUCAGCAAAGGCCACCAUCACCAGCGUGCGCCGCACCCGUCCGACUCCUUCCCGCCGCUGCCUCUGGGCGACGGCCCGGAUCUGAGCGAGGUGAUUCGGCCGACGCAGACGGGGAUCCCGGAGUUCGAUCUGUCUCGCAUCAUUCCGUCCGACAAGCCCAGCAGCACGCUGCAGUAUUUCCCCAAAAGCGAGCCUCAUCAGAACCCGCACCAGCAGCAUACUCCACAGCAGCUGCUCAAGCAGCUUUCCCAACAUGGCGGCGGCAGCGCGUCGUGCAACCCGCAUCUAGCUAGCCUGCAGAGCAUGGCGGAGCAGCAGCUGCCUCCCCACCCUUCACACGGAGUUAUUCGACAAGGUAUGGGAGGGUCGAGGGCGGUGAUGUCCGCCGGCGGCGCCAUGUGUCCGCCGGGACACAUGAUGGGAAGGACAGGAAUGAUGCCGCCGCAGCAGCAGCAGGCCAUGAUGGCCAACAAUCUCCUCCACCAUCCGUCGGGGCCGUACCCCGGCAUGAUGCCGCCGCAGCAGCACCCGCACAGCUUGAUGACGCAGCAGAACAUUAUGAUGAUGCAGGCGAAACAGAGGAGCAUGCCGAUCCCAGGGGAGCCGUUUGGACACCAGGGGCCCAUGGUGGGGCCGCCCCACCCUCAGGCGGCCAUGAUGGGGCAGCAGCAGCCGCUCAGGCAGCGGGGGAUGACUCUGGACAGUCCGAUCGGCUACGGCUCCGGCGGCAUGGCCAAUAUGCCUUUCUGACCCGGCUUCAUACUUACACAAACUUCCCAACACGUCCGGUUUUAAUGUACUGUUAUUCCCACCUGAGUGAAGUUCCUCCCUCGACAUCUUCUUCAGAUUAAACAGAAUUACUGUCAAACAUUUGUGGAGCAAACAUUUUUUGUGUAUGCUGUUUUUAAAGAUAUUAAGGGAGACAUGGUAGGUAAAAUUCACAUUCUUCAUUCUUCCGUCUGGGUUGGUACUGCUUGCCCAAACACUUAAAAACAUUAACAUCCAGCUGCUUUAUGGAAAUAAGUUAAUAUUUUUUAGUGUCUGGAAAAUUAUCUGUUUGAAAAACCUCUAGAAUGUAAAGUCACAAAUCAGCAGGCACUCCCCCACUACUUGGCCACCCUGGAGAAGCCCAGCCCCGUUGCCUAGCAACCCCAGCAGAAUUCCACCCGUCACCUAGCAACCCAAGACAAAUGUUUUGUUGUUGACUUACCAUCCAGAAACGACUCAUUCUGAAAUUCUGUAGAUAUUCAUAAAUGUUUCCAGAGGUCGUCAAAGGUCAACCAGCCACUAUACAUUUACAAAAUCAAACAAAAUUGAUACAAAUUAACUGCGCUAUGCUUGUGCAGCUAAAAUAUUUGUAGCACAGCUGAUUGACAGUGACUAUUUUUUUGUGCUUGUUGAUGUUCAGUGACCUCUGCAAACGUUUAAUAUUUUAAAAAUUUUGCUAAACAAACUUUUGACACCAACCUCGUUUAAUUUGAAGACGGCUGGGGGGCCAACUUCACUCGGGUGUUAAUCCCGUAUAUGUCUGAGUGAUAAUCUCCAGGUUUUCUGGGUAGAAGCUGAUUUCAAGACAUGUAAAAAUUUCAAGCACUGUAACACUGUUCAAUAAAUUUGAAGCCAUUUUCUAAAUAAUAAAAAUACUGUAAAUUGUGUAAAUUUCCACAAAAUCUGUGUAUUUGCUUGGUGACGGUCAAGAGAGGAGUGCCUCAAAUUUCUAUUUGUUUUAAUAUUGAUUUAUUUUUUUCUCCAAUUUAAAAAAAAACAACUUGUGAAAAUAAAUUAUAUAUAAAUAUAUAAUAUAUACUUGCUGUAUAUAAGAUGCAAUGUGUGAUUGUUUGAAGUUGUUCUGUCUGUUUUAAUAGAAGUCUACAAAUAGAAUAAUAAUCUCUGGAGUUAAUUUGGUUAUUGUGUUUAUUUCUUUAGGCAACAGUUAUUUGUCAUAUAUAUACGUAUAAAAUAAAAAAACUUUGUUUAGCUACAAUACAAGCAAAUAAUAGUUAAUUACAGCCGAAUACCUUUUAUCCACAUAGUAAAUACAAGAUUGUGACAAAGAAAACAGGAAAUGUUGAGUAUAUAUAUGUGUGUGUGUGUGUGUGUGAUAAGUAGGAAUUCACUGAUAUGUCAUAGUUGAUAACUGAUGUUUACCAAUAUCAUAUACAUUUUGCUACCUUUUCAAUACCCCAUGGAAAAAAAUAGACCACACCACUGACUUAAGUUAAAUUCCCCACAAUCCUUUGCUGGAUCACAUGAUCAAAUCCUUUUUUUUUAAUCGAACAGAUAUGCAAAAAUAAAUUACCAAUAUGGCCAAUACUGAUAUUAGCAAUGAUAUAUAUUGCAUCCCUAAUGUUAACCUUUCAAUAUGGCAUUACUUUAAAAAUAUUGUACCUUUUGAGACUUAUUUGUAGCUGACUUUUUCACAGAAAUUGAGCUUAAUUUCCAAUGUUCUACUCUGAGGAAAUGUGGUUCUUUAAUUAAAAUAAAACCUUCAACUGGUUGGUUGUACAGUCAACCAAUCGAUCCAAAGGAAUAUGAAACAAGGUAAAAUACAUUAAAGUACAUUUUCAGAAAACAAUAUACAGUUAAAUGUCAUGUAAAAGCAUUUUAAAGAGUACUUCAAUAAUUUAUGAAAUGACUAGACUGAAAACAGAUGAAAUUGUUUGAGAACAUGGUUACAAAACAGUAGCACCAAGGGACAAACCAACCUGAAUCUAUAAAAUAAAUACAAAACCCAUAACAAAUUAACAUUGUGAAUAGACUAACUUAAUUUUCAGUGCUAUUUAAAUUCUGACAUGUUUAAAUAAUUAUGAAAUGGUUUAAGUAGUCUGUUCAUGCUAACGAGGUGGGCAUGAGUUCAAGACUAAUCUUAGAAAUUUUUGAGAGAAAAAAACAGACGAUGAGAAGUUACAAAUUUGCUAGAAAAAAACUCAGAAUUUUUUAUUUUAUUUUAUUUCUGAGUUUCUAAAUAUGGUAACUUUUAUGUUUUGAAGCUCAUGAGAUUUCCAUGUUUUCUUCUAGAAAAAUUCUCCGAUUAAUCUCCAUUUUGAUCCCAAAUUUCAAGUUUUUUUCUAGCAAAUUUGCAAUUUUUCAGAAAUUUCCAUGUUUUUUCCAAGAACUUUUCUUAGAUUAAUCACUAAAUUUCUGAGAGGGAGAGGGGGUUCUAGAAAUUGUUUGACUUUUCAAACUCAGAAAUUUAGUUUUUUUUUUU